AUGGCGGGAACCGACCCUCAUAAUCUGACCCAUGUUGCCAAGGCUGUGCACAUGAUUAAUCCUGUUAGCUGCUCGCUAUUGAGCUCAUUUGGCACCCUAAGAGCCAUAUGCAUCUCGUCCACUGGGAACCCUGAAUCUGUGGCAGUAGCCAAAGCACCACCCUCUCCCCUCAAACACAAACCAGAACACAAAACCAAUAGUCCAAAACAAAUCCAGGAACGUGAGCCAGAAACCAAAAUGUGGAUUGAGAUACCGGAAAUGGAGGAAGAAAUAAAACAAGAUAUAGUGUACCCAUGGCAGAGUAAACAGAGUGAGCCAAAUAUUAAGUGGGAUCCCCUUUCAUAUCAAGAUCCAGGGGUUCCGACCAGUGGUUUAGCAGAAGAGUUUAAAACCAAUAACAAAAUGGGAUUGUCAACGAACAAUCUCAGUGGUCCCAUCUCGCCUUCCAUAGGAAACUUGAGGAAUUUAACCACUUUGUACCUUUAUCAGAAUGGGCUUUCUGGUUCCAUCCCUCAAGAAAUUGGAUUGUUGAGAACUCCUAAUAAUCUUUUAUUGUCAACUAACAAUCUCAGUGGUCCCAUCCCGCCUUCCAUAGGAAACUUGAGGAAUUUAACCACUUUGUACCUUCAUACUAACAAACUUUCUGGUUCGAUCCCUCAAGAAAUUGGAUUGUUGAGAUCUCUUAAUGAUCUUGAGUUGUCAACUAACAAUCUCAGUGGUCCCAUCCCGCCUUCCAUAGGAAACUUGAGGAAUUUAACCACUUUGAGCCUUUAUGAGAAUGAGCUUUCUGGUUCCAUCCCUCAAGAAAUUGGAUUGUUGAUAUCUCUUAAUUAUCUUGAAUUGUCAACUAACAAUCUUAGUGGUCCCAUCCCACCUUCCAUAGGAAACUUGAGGAAUUUAACCACUUUGUACCUUUAUCAGAAUGAGCUUUCUGGUUCGAUCCCUCAAGAAAUUGGAUUGUUGAGAUCUCUUAAUGAUCUUGAGUUGUCAACUAACAAUCUCAGUGGUCCCAUCCCACCUUCCAUAGGAAACUUGAGGAAUUUAACCACUUUGUACCUUUAUCAGAAUGAGCUUUCUGGUUCGAUCCCUCAAGAAAUUGGAUUGUUGAGAUCUCUUAAUGGUCUUGAGUUGUCAACUAACAAUCUCAGUGGUCCCAUCCCGCCUUCCAUAGGAAACUUGAGGAAUUUAACCACUUUGUACCUUUAUCAGAAUGAGCUUUCUGGUUCCAUUCCUCCCGAAAUGAGACACCUUACACAUUUGAGAUCUUUAGAGUUAUCUGAUAAUAAUUUGACCGGCCAACUACCGCAUGAGAUAUGUCUUGGUGGAGUACUUGAACAUUUUGCAGCUCAAGGAAACCAUCUCACUGGAUCUAUCCCAAAAAGCUUGAGAAACUGCACUAGCUUGUUAAGAGUUAGGCUAGAAAGAAACCAACUCGCUGGAAAUAUAACAGAAGAUUUCGGUAUGUACCCAAAUUUAAUUUAUAUUGAUUUGAGCUACAACAACUUGUAUGGCGAGCUUUCACCUAAAUGGGGGCUGUGCAAUAGCCUGACAAGCUUGAAAAUCUCCAAUAACAAUAUUUCUGGUAUGAUACCACAUCAACUUGGGGAGACAACCAAACUAGAACAACUUGAUCUGUCUUCAAAUCAUCUUGUUGGGGAGAUACCAAAAGAAUUGGGUAUGUUGAAGUCAAUGUUCAAUUUGGUGCUAAGCAACAACAAACUUUCAGGCAACAUUCCUUUGGAAUUAGGAAAUUUGUCCGAUCUCACACAUCUUAACUUGGCAUCAAACCAUUUAAGUGGCCCAAUUCCCCAACAAGUCCGAAACUUUUGGAAAUUGUUGUCCUUGAAUUUGAGCAAUAAUAAGUUUGGGGAGAGCAUUCCUGCUGAGAUUGGGAAUGUGAUCACUCUUGAGAGUCUUGACCUUUGCCAAAAUAUGCUGACAGGAGAGAUACCACAACAGCUCGGAGAAUUACAAAGCUUGGAAACAUUGAAUCUCUCCCAUAACAACCUCUCGGGUACCAUCCCACCCACUUUUGAUGAUUUGCGAGGCUUGACAUCCAUAGAUAUAUCCUACAAUCAGUUGGAAGGUCCGCUACCCAACCUCAAAGCCUUUCGAGAUGCUCCAUUUGAGGCAUUAAGAAAUAACAAAGGUUUGUGCGGUAACAUCACUGGUCUCGAGGCAUGCAACACCGGCAGAAAGAAGGGGAACAAAUUAAGGGUAAGGAGUAGAAAAAUCAAUUCUAGAGAAGUAGCAACUCAACAAGAUCUAUUCGCAAUAUGGGGCCAUGAUGGGGAAAUGUUAUAUGAACACAUCAUUGAGGGGACUGAAGAUUUCAACUCAAAAAAUUGUAUUGGCACUGGAGGAUAUGGAAAUGUUUACAAGGCCGAGUUGCCUACAGGUCGAGUUGUUGCUGUGAAAAAACUUCACUCAACACAAGAUGGAGAGAUGGCCGAUCUAAAAGCUUUCAAAAGUGAGAUUCAUGCUUUAGCAGACAUACGACAUCGCAACAUUGUCAAGCUUUAUGGCUUUUGUUCAUGUUCACAAAACUCAUUUUUGGUUUAUGAGUUCAUGGAAAAGGGAAGUUUGAGAAACAUUCUAAGCAACAAGGAAGAAGCAAUAGAGUUUGAUUGGGUUUUGAGGCUAAAUGUUGUCAAAGGCAUGGCUGAAGCUUUAUCUUAUAUGCACCAUGAUUGCUCCCCUCCUUUAAUUCACCGAGACAUAUCGAGCAACAAUGUUCUGUUAGAUUCAGAAUAUGUAGCUCAUGUAUCCGACUUCGGCACAGCUCGGCUUCUGAAGUCAGACUCAUCUAAUUGGACUUCAUUUGCAGGAACUUUUGGUUAUAUUGCUCCAGAACUUGCUUAUGGCUCAAAGGUGGACAGUAAAACAGAUGUUUAUAGCUUUGGAGUGGUAACAUUGGAAACAAUUUUUGGAAAGCAUCCUGGGGAACUCAUCUCAUCGCUCUUUUCAUCAGCGUCCUCGUCAUCCUCAUCACCAUCAACUGUUUAUCAUUUACUGUUGAAUGAAGAGAUAGACCAACGUCUCUCACCUCCUAUGAAUCAAGUGGCUGAGGAAGUAGUGGUUGCAGUGAAGUUAGCACUUGCAUGUAAUCCCCAAUCUCGACCAACCAUGCGACAAGUUUGUCAAGCACUCUCAACACGGUGGCCGCCAUUGUCAAAACCAUUCUCCAUGAUUACUUUGGGCGAACUGCUUGGUCAUGGAGGUGAAACUACUUGAGGGUCUUCACUCCUCCCUGUUUAUAUAUUUGUUAUCAUGCAUUGUGUGCGCCUUGGAUUUUACUUUUCAUUGUCUUUGUAUUAUGUUUUCUUAUUUCAGUCAAGUAUAGUUUGCACAAAAAGGUUUUGCAUCUUGCUUUAUAAAU
Messenger RNA from Vitis riparia (riverbank grape), 3379 nucleotides. RefSeq names its product probable leucine-rich repeat receptor-like protein kinase At1g35710. Lineage: Eukaryota; Viridiplantae; Streptophyta; Magnoliopsida; Vitales; Vitaceae. Gene Ontology annotation, biological process: protein phosphorylation. The record is from RefSeq and is a predicted model, not a curated record. Gene Ontology annotation, molecular function: ATP binding; protein kinase activity; protein binding.